AUGAGUUCAAACUACCCCCACAAGAACCACCACCAUAAAAGAGUGAAGUUAUCCAAAGGCAUACGCAAAAGAAGAAAAGUGACCAUUGUUCCAAGUCAUGUGGCCACAAGGGACAGACAACAUCUGCUCCGCUCAUGUGUAUCAACAAAGUUACAUGGUAAUAAUGUUCAAAUAGCCCCACCAACCAUUAAACUAGCAGUUGCUGCUAAGGGAUAUCCAGAAGAGGCGCUAUCUUACAAGCAAGGAGAAAUAAUAAAAGCAUAUUUGAUAGAUAAUAUGAUAAAUGAAUUAUCAGAUAUUCAACCAAAGUUUGAAGAUGCUAGAUAUUAUGCUGAUGUCUUACUAUUAACGUGCAGCAACGUAUCUACUAAAUCUUGGCUUGCGAAGGUUCUUAAAAGAUUGCCUUGUGAAGGCAUAAGCCUACAGCUUUUGGAUGCUAAAGAUUUAGUUCCGCCAAUAAAAACAUUGAUCUACAUUUCUGGUCCGCCAGAACAACCUGAGCGAAUUGUUGAGUUUAUAAAAUUUCAAAAUAAAAUUGAUACAAGUAGUUGGCGUGUUGUUUGUAAGAAACCUGACUCACAGGGGCAGUUUUUUAUUAUUUACAUGAACGAAGCGUCUUGGAAAAGUAUAGAAAAUACCGGAUGUCGGCCAUUUUACAAGCUCGGUAGACUACCUUUUAAACUGCUAAGGAAAAGUUACGAAAUACAUUCGACGUUGAUGGACGCAAAAUAUGAAGGUCCACACACCAAUAGAUGCAGCAAUACAUUCCAUAGUGAUAAGCCAUGCAGUGUAGCGAAUGACAAGACACUUUGCGAGUCUCUAUAUAACAAUUGGCCUUACCAUAAAACUGGUUCUUCAACAAAUAUUAGUGAACCCAAUCAGUUUCAACGCUCUUGUGCUCAAGCCGGUGAUAAUUCGCAAAUCAGUCCAAAUAAUGAUCAAAACAUAAAUCACGAAUUAUAA
This is a messenger RNA of Brassicogethes aeneus, 963 nucleotides long. The record is from the annotation of a GenBank genome assembly. Lineage: Eukaryota; Metazoa; Arthropoda; Insecta; Coleoptera; Nitidulidae.